This is a messenger RNA of Saitoella complicata NRRL Y-17804, 1472 nucleotides long. RefSeq lists its product as uncharacterized. NCBI's taxonomy places the organism in Eukaryota, Fungi, Ascomycota, Saitoellomycetes, Saitoellales, Saitoellaceae. The transcript has a single exon. Bases 116 to 1162 code for a protein of 348 amino acids. The record is from RefSeq and is a predicted model, not a curated record.
CUCCGCGAUCAUUUCCUAAGCCAUAGAGAACAGACAACGGCCUUGUGCAGGCAGCCGACUCAAUAGUGAUCCGAACUGCCAAAAUUAUGAGAGAGGCGGUGAACCCAAAUAAGGAAUGGAACAUGAAUUCAUCACAGGAGACCCGAAGGCCCCCUCGUACCCAAAAAAAAAUCAAGAAGGAAACCUAAACCCACGAAGAAAGAAAUCGAACGCUAUACCAUGCCUAUCAUCAGAAUCCUUACAUGCUAGAGUCAGAAGAGUAAGAAGCAGCGUAGUAGUAAGAGCCAUCGCACUCCUCAACAAGCUCAACCGCAAGAAGCUCCUCGCAGUUGUACGUGGCAGAGCCCGUGUAUCCACACUCGGCCUCCUCGAUCACAAUCAUCAACCCAUCGCAACCAUCAACGGUGAUCUGGGUACCGAACAAGGAGUCAAUGUCGCAGACGGUGGCAGAGUAGAUUGGGGUGCUGCAGUCAUUGCCGAAGAUGAAGACGUGGGCUUCGUCGGUGGUGAGGGAGAAGUCGAAGUCGACGGUGAAGGACUCGUAGGUGGGGGUGUAAGCAGUGUAGCUGGAGAGCGCACGCUUCUCAGCGAUACCCUGAGCAUCGCGCUUCUUGUAAACAACCUCGCUAGAAUCACAUUCGUACGAGGCAACAAAGGUGUACUGAAUUUCCUCAGACAAGUAUCCCUUGACCGGGCACUCCUGGAGAGGAAGCUCCUGGCAACCGAGAUCAACGCCCUUGUAGCGCACGUGGGCCUCACGGGACUCAUCACCCUCGCAACCGUCGAUCUCAAUGGUGACGGCACAUCCGUUGGUGGUGUAAGGAGCACCAAUACCGCCGGCGAUGGAGGUGAUGGCGAACUGCUCCUGGCAAGCAACGUCGCCGUUCGUGUCGUAGACGUUGACAAGGACAACAUCCUCCUCGUAACCAGCAGGGGAGGUCCAGGUCUGGUAGUCCCAGACGACGGAGACGGUGCUAGCCCUGUCAGCAGAGCGCUUGGCAAGACCAGCAAGAGGGGGCGUGGGAAUGCGGGCACCGGCGUGAGCAGCAGGAGCGGCGUUGGCGGCCAAAGAAGAAAGGACACCGGCGAAGGCGGACAAAAAGAAAGCGUUGGUGAUCUGCAUUUUCGUUGUUGUGUUGAAAGUGUUGUGAAAAGAGUGUAGUGAGAGUUGUAGAAAGAGUGAUUGCUGUCUGCGAAAGAGCGAACUUGUGAUGAACUUGGGAUGAGCGUUUUUGGGCGACGGACAAUGGGGUUCUUAUAGGAGGAGAGCAUAUGGAUCGAGGACGGGGCGGGGUUAGUCAUGAGAUCGGUCCGUGUGCUUGAGGAGAAAUCAUAGGCCCGCCAGCACGCUCCCACACGAUCAUCUGAUUAGUCCCCCAUUUGGAUUUGAAGAUUUUCCAGAUGGACCGGUCCGCUUUUGGCUGAUCCAUCUGACCCAGUUGUUUUUACCCGCUCUGAAUGGCGGUGCUGGC